AUGGCUACAAGAUCCUUCAAAUUGGCCGUGGCGGCGUCCGUUUUUUUUUUACCAACAACUUUCUGGGACAAUGCUGUCGCCCAGGAAGGCGCAGAAGAUACAUCACAAUGGACAAGCCAUGGUGAUCAAUUACAAAUUGAAGCGAGUACACGUGGUAGGCUCUCCGGGGUUUCUGCUGCUCCGCAUACAGUGGGCCGCCUGCCGUCAUUGGGUGCCGUACAGGCAUUUGGUACGUUGGUUGUUGCAGCCGCAGCAGUUUUUCUCGUCUUGAGAUGGUCUUCUAUCCGAAAACAAAAGCCCAUAUCUCAGACACAUGCAAGCGGCCCAGCAGUACCCCAAGGCAACACCGAGCCUGUCGAACUGUCCGCCAAUGGCCUUAGCGCUGCAGAUGUUGAGCACGGUGGCGCUUCAGGGGAAACAGACGAAAUCGACCUUGUUGAACUGCAGAUCAGUUUACUUACGCUAAGUCCAUAUGAUGCUUCGACACUGUCUACGGCAGAAAGGCGAAUGGUGGCACUGGCUGUGGAGGCUUUCCAGGGUGUCGGCGACGAGUUGGAGGUGCUGUAUGCAAGAGCAGCGGAACUGGAUCGUCAGCGAUCGAAUAUGCAAGACAGAAUUGAGCAGGUCAAAGAGCGCCAAAAGGCAGGUGAGCAUUAUUCGGAUACUAUCCUUGAAACUCUGCAGGCGGCGGCUGAAAAACUGGACGACCAGGCCGAUACUGCUUGGGAGGCGUAUGCAGCAAAAGACCAACAGAGAGACCAAAUGGGGUACACAGCAGCUCAAGAGCAGCGAUCUGCGCGCCUGCUGUCGGACAGUGCAGCAAGACACAGCAACGAUGGUACACCUCCACUCACCCCUAAAGCAGCUGCAGCUGUCGCUGCAGCAGAGAGGGUGUUGCAGGCCGUGCACCGUCAUUCGCCUUUGCGUGUAACUGCUCGUCCUUCUUUUUCUGCUGAGCGAGCAGCAAGGGCAGAGGAGGCGGUCAAAGCCCACACGAGAGCGCUGAUACAGGCCAUGCAGCGAUGGAACCAGGACCGAAGUGGGCUGGUUGCAGCAGCUCAAGAAGCCUUGAGAGAGGCAAUUGUAGUCCUUGGACAACUGGAAGCGGGCAGUUGGGGUGAAACAUCUAAAGGCCUGAGAACUGCAGUAGAACGCCUGCAAACAAUUAUUAAUACGGCCACAAGGAGCACGGCAAACAGUUGGUCCAUGGGCAGCAUGAUAUUAUCAGACGCAGAGAAAGCAGCGGCAACAGCUCGGGCUGCGGCUCAGGUUCAGAGGCAGACGAUGGACGCUCUACGGAUAAGUCGAGACCUGGGCAAGAUGUUGAGAAACAUGGACGGGACAGAAGGACAAUACCGGAAGAUGGAAACGCUGUUUGGAGAUGGUGUUACGAUAUAUACAGUUGCGCUGCACACUGAAGUUCCACGGGAGGUGCCUCACGAAAUCUAUCAGCCCUUUGUGCUGGCAGUGAAAAUGUGUGGGAAUAUUCUCGGGGAUGCGACCCAUUCUCUGAAGCGUUACUGGCAUGCGACAAUAGAGAAGCACAGAGGGUUGCUGGUGCGUGCAACGGAUGCCCUGCGUGCGACGCGGAUGCAGGCCACAGCCAAUGGCAAUGCUGGGAUCUCUCAACUCCUGGAGAGUGAUAUGCGAAACUGUCGAGUUGCAUUGAGCCAAGCAACGACAUGUUACAAAAGAAUGAUGUCGUACUCCACCUUUCCGUCAGCAUUUCCCUUCUUGGCGAACGGGUGUAUCGGACUUAGGAUCGCCAUGGAUAGCGCACAGACACAACUCGUGCAGGCAGCAGACGCGCUGGCUUCGGCGUGGGAGACGGAUUUGAGUGAAGCGGUGGAAGCCUUCAAAUCUCAUGCAUCUCUUGAUAAUGCACGAGAAGUCAGUUCGCGAGCAGAGGAGGGCAGUGAUGCCUUGGCCCGCAUUUAUCGACUUGCAGACCCUUCGCCUCAGUUUGAAGGGCUUGAAAGUUCAAUCGAGAGAGCCAGGCAACUAGUUGAGAAAUUCAAACAACAGCAGCCACAACAGCAAAAGUCGGAUCAGGAGCAGCAAGAGGGUACAAGGACUUCAGGGGUUGCUUCGCGAUUGCGACACUGGUUAGGAGGAAAAGUGUCGGGACGGGAAUAG
This is a messenger RNA of Eimeria acervulina, 2136 nucleotides long. RefSeq lists its product as hypothetical. NCBI's taxonomy places the organism in Eukaryota, Apicomplexa, Conoidasida, Eucoccidiorida, Eimeriidae. Bases 1 to 2136 code for a protein of 711 amino acids. The record is from RefSeq and is a predicted model, not a curated record. The transcript has a single exon.